AUGCCAAUGCACGAGAACGAGAUUGACACAACCAAUCAAGCUCUUGGAACGACCGUAAUGGUACCAGGUGAUGAAGAUUCUCUAUCGACGCACAUUAUAAUGGAUUAUUUCACUAGUGAUGGACCACGAGGUAGGAGGCUCGCCCACACGAGCUACAAUGAACUUGACAGGAAUGAAAAUAGUGAAUAUAAAAUUUUGCAACACUUUGGAGCGAUAGCGUCACAAACAUUUGAAGAACGAGCGAUGGAGACAGAUUCAGCAAAGGACAAGACGACAAACUACCAAGUUGUGCGGUCAGCUUCGAUGAUAGAAGAGAUGAGAACACGGAAAAUUGCACCGAUGGCGUUGGCAGUGCUUGUGUUGAUAUUAGCACUAGCACAUUGGAUGUGGAUGUUGAACGUGGUAAAAUUAAGUGCACUGAGUCUGGAAUUUGAUGUCUAG
Messenger RNA from Peronospora farinosa, 441 nucleotides. NCBI's taxonomy places the organism in Eukaryota, Oomycota, Peronosporomycetes, Peronosporales, Peronosporaceae. The record is from the annotation of a GenBank genome assembly.